UUAUGACUGGUAAAAGCGAUGAAGAAUCAAUUUCAGCUAAAAAUAAUAACACAGAAGCAGAUUACUCUGAUCUUUAUCCAGGAAGAAAGAAUGCUUCUCCAUCAUCAGAAAGUUGGAUAAGCAAAAUUCCUUUUUUCAGAUCUGAGAGCUUUGACAAGAUUAAAUGUGAAACAAAUGUUUAUAGCUGUUUGAAAGACAGUCCUCUAAUCAAACUUAUGGUAGCAGCAUUAAAAAGUUCAGGAUGUGAAAUUGAUAUUGGUCGUCACAUUUCUUGUGAAAUAUGCGAUGAAAGGGUAACAGGUGGAUAUGAUCAAGCUUUAAAUCAGAUUAUAGUUUGUCAAAAUACUGCUACUACUAAAGGCAGAGUUCACAGCACUUUGGGUCAUGAAAUGAUUCAUAUGUUUGAUUGCUGUCGUAAUAAUGUAGAAUUAAACAAUAUAAAGCACUUAGCUUGCACAGAAAUAAGAGCAGCCAAUUUAUGUCAUUGCAGUUUUCUUGGUGCAUUUGCCAGACAAACUGCUUCACCAUUUAACAUCAAAAAUGCACAUCAGAGAUGUGUCCAGGAUAAAGCUGUUAGAUCAGUAGUUGCCAUAAAAAAUGUGUCACAAGAUGUAGCAAAAGAAGCUGUAAUGCAAGUUUUUGAUAAAUGUUAUAAUGAUUUAGAACCAGUUGGACGACGAAUUCGUAGAAAUUCUCUGGACAUGAAAAAAGCAUAUUUAGAAGGACCAUUAUAUGGGUAUACGGAGUAAUGUAUAUAAUUUAUGAAAAUAUGAAACACAAUCUUAUUUAAAAAUACUAUACAAUUUCGAAAAUGAGAAUAUUAAUGAACGUUAAUAAUGGGAUUAAUAAUAAGUGUACUUAUGAUGGCGUCCUGAAAUAUAUGUAAGUUCACACGGUUAUAUGGAAUAUAAAAAUUAUGGUAAUUUUUAAAACUAUCUAAAUAGAAGAAAAAUAUGUUGCUAUAAAAUCCAUUGCAUAUGAUAUACAAGAACAUAAUAUAGACUACAAGAGUAUCAUUUUCAACUAUGGUAUACAAUAUUACAUUUAGAUCCAGCAGAAUCAUGGCAUUUAAAUGUACAAUUUUUAUUGUAUAAGUUUUAUUCUUACUUUCGCGAAAAAGUAUAUCUAUAGAACAAAAUAAAGAUAUUUUUUUUCUGGUGUUAAUAAA
Messenger RNA from Osmia bicornis bicornis, 1168 nucleotides. RefSeq names its product mitochondrial inner membrane protease ATP23 homolog. Bases 3 to 749 code for a protein of 248 amino acids. Gene Ontology annotation, molecular function: metalloendopeptidase activity. Gene Ontology annotation, biological process: mitochondrial proton-transporting ATP synthase complex assembly; mitochondrial protein processing. The transcript is spliced from 6 exons. The record is from RefSeq and is a predicted model, not a curated record. NCBI's taxonomy places the organism in Eukaryota, Metazoa, Arthropoda, Insecta, Hymenoptera, Megachilidae. Gene Ontology annotation, cellular component: extrinsic component of mitochondrial inner membrane.